GUGAGGUUGAACAGAUGAAGAUACAAAUCAGAACACUGGAGGAAAAGAUUAAGAAUCAGAAACCAGAUUUAAGAGAGAGAUCAGACACUUUGAGAAUAGUGCUGUUGGGGAAGACUGGUGCAGGGAAGAGUGCCACAGGAAACACCAUCCUGAGAAAAGAAGAUGUUUUUAAAGAAGAUGUGUGUUAUGGAUCAGUGACUAAAACAUGUCAGAAAGAGACGGCUGAAGUCAAUGGAAGACUGAUCACGGUGAUUGACACACCAGGACUGUUUGAUACAGAGAUUGAUAAUGAGGAGAUGAAAAAAGAGAUCAGUAAAUGCAUCACCAUGGCAACACCAGGACCGCAUGUGUUUCUGUUGGUUAUAGAGGUGAGACGACUCACACCGGAGGAGAAAGAAGCAAUGAAGAUCAUUCAAAAGACGUUUGGAGAUGAAUCACAAAUGUACACCAUGGUCCUGUUCACUAAAGGAGAUCAUCUAAAGCAGAAAACCAUUGAACAGGAUAUAGGAGACCUUGGUAGUGAUUUGAGGAAUCUCGUAGGCCAGUGUGGUAACAGAUACCAUAUGUUCAACAACACAGACCACAGUAACCAAACUCAGGUUGUGGAACUCCUAGAUAAGAUAGACACCAUGGUGUCAGAGAAUGGAGGAAGCUAUUACACUAAUGAAAUGUUCAGACAGGUAGAGGAAACUCUCCAAGAGGAAAAGGAAAGAAUACUGAGAGAGAGAGUGGAGAAGACAGAGAGAGAGAAAGAAGAACUAAAGGCCAAAUAUGAGGCAGAAAUGGAGAGAAUGAAAGAGACAAUGGAGGAGGCGAGGAAGAGACAAAAUGAAGAAAGGAAAAGAAGGGAGGAGGAAUUUAAAGAGAGAGAACAGAAAAUGAAGAAAGAAGAUAAAGUAGAGACACUGGAGAAUAAAAUGGAGACACAGGUGAAGGAGACAGAGAAAAAGAAAGAGGAGUUCGAGAGAGCGAAAGAGGAAAGGAGGGCCAAACAUCUGACAGAACUAGAGAAAAUGAAGAGAAUUAUCAAAUGA
Molecule: messenger RNA, 1034 nt
Organism: Chanos chanos (milkfish)
Lineage: Eukaryota; Metazoa; Chordata; Actinopteri; Gonorynchiformes; Chanidae
Product: GTPase IMAP family member 9
Exons: 4
Coding region: 15-1034 (339 amino acids)
Molecular function (GO): GTP binding
Source: RefSeq, a predicted model, not a curated record